Molecule: messenger RNA, 923 nt
Organism: Oppiella nova
Lineage: Eukaryota; Metazoa; Arthropoda; Arachnida; Sarcoptiformes; Oppiidae
Source: the annotation of a GenBank genome assembly
AUGGAUACUCGUGACGAUCGCAAUCUCGUGCUGUCGGGACAACUGUUUCAGCACCUGUACUACCUGUCCAUUGAGAUGAUAGGCUAUAGCGUGUCUUAUUUAUUGCUCACAAUUUCGGCGGCAUUGCUGUCCAGACCACUCGUGGGCUCGUCUAUACACAUGAGGUUAGGCUUCCUGAGAGCCAUGAGCUCCUGGGCGAUGGCCAGCCGUUUCUGCUCACCGCCCGAACAGUUCUCCACAUUUGUACCCUCGGUAUCGCCUAUCGAGAGGUCGGACAACAGUUUUCUGGCGUACCUCCUGUGGUUCACCUCCUGGUGCUCUCCGGCAUUCUUCAGCUUCGAGGCAUACAUGAGGGACUGGAGGCCAGUCAAACCGACCACCAGGUGCUCCUUUAUGUUCUGCACUAUAAAACAGGAGCGGAUUUUUUUCGCUGAGCUCAGAGUAGACUUUCCGCACCCGGAGGGCCCCAUAAGUGCGGUUAGGCUCCCGAAGUCGACCGAUCCACUGAUCCCAUUGAGUAUGGCUUUCGGUGGCUUCCAGGGUAGGACUGACUGUCCGCUGAAUUUUAGGUCAAUCCAAGCCAUGGCUAGUGCGCCGGAUAGGAAGACCGUAAGGAACGGCAGGUAUUUACAAGUGGCUGACUUUGGUUUAGCUACUGUUCACCAGCACUCGUCAGAUAAGGGAGACCUGAGAUAUCAGGCGCCAGAAGUGGGUCAGGGAGUGGUCUAUAACCAUAAGAUAGAUAUCUAUAGUUUGGCUAAAAUUGCAGACAAUAUUUUUGGGCUUAAUUUGGAAGACAAGCGAUUAUAAAAGUAUUCAGACAAUGAAUUUAUAAACAAAUGUGUGAUUAAAUUAACACAAGUAUUGCAUUCAAUGUCAUACUAUAACUGGAGACACCCGCACAUUCCCGGCCCUCACUUGAC